Messenger RNA from Oryzias melastigma (Indian medaka), 2238 nucleotides. RefSeq lists its product as uncharacterized. The transcript is spliced from 4 exons. The record is from RefSeq and is a predicted model, not a curated record. Lineage: Eukaryota; Metazoa; Chordata; Actinopteri; Beloniformes; Adrianichthyidae. Bases 1166 to 1840 code for a protein of 224 amino acids.
AGAGACUCCCAGUUUACAUGUUUUGGCCUGUAAAGCUAACAGCUGAAUGCUGUUAAACAUAAUUUUACAAAAAUAAAAAAAGGUAAUCUUACCAGUUGUAAUGGUAACAUUUAGCAUAUAUUAGAUUGCACAAAAAUAUUAUUUAAAUGUUUACUCUGCUGUUGAAUACUCAUAACUCCCAUUUUCUAAAUUUAGUGUAAAAUUUCUUUAAACAGAAUUAUCAGACCGCUCCGCCUGUGCCGCCGCCGCUCCACCUGUGACGCCGCUCCGUCUGUGACGCCGCUCCACCUGUACCGCCGCUCCACCUCCACUAUUCAUUUUCUUUUCCUCCAGACUUCCUUAACGGCGCUCUCCAAAAUAAUUUGGACCAAGCAAAAAUCGCAUUAUCAAAAGCCCCCCCCCCCCUCCAUAUUGUAAUUAUUAAAAAAAUUAGUGCACCAAAAGUUCUGACCUGGGACUUUAGCAGUCCAACGCCUCAGCCAGCACUGGCAAAAAAACAGUGCUGCUAUAAUAUCUGAUGGAAAAUCGGUUUCCAAAAUUAGAUUAUUUGAAGAAUUCGUAGACAAAGUCACCGAAGGGAAGUCGUACAUCAUCAGAGGCUAUGGCUUUCGAGGCCCUAAUCCUCCAUAUUUUAUCAAUAUAAGUAAAAGAAUGAGUCUUUUUAAUGCACCAGACAUCGAUAUAACGGAAUCACUUCAGGUAGAAGUUAUUAACCUCUUAAAGUCUAUGGUUUGAGCCCAGCGGUUCGAUGCCAGGCGAAUGCUGGCGGGGGAGGGGAACGGCGCCUGAGCCAGAGAGGAAACCUGGGUCUCUCCCCCUUAGGAUGAUCUGUGCGAUUAUGUAUUUUAUAUUAUUUAUAAUAUCAGUCAAAGGAAAAAAGAUAAAACAUAGAAUAUAAAAAAAAAUAAUUUAAUAUAUAUAUAUACACAUUUAAUUCUUCAUGUAGUGUACAUUUUAUUGAGAAUUAAAAAAUAUGUUUUUAUGUCAUUUAUUAUUAAAUAUUUAUAAGGGAUUAUCCAAACUACUAUCCAGUUGACAUCUAGAACAGAUGAACUCCAAAAACUUUGAAUAUAUGGUGGAUAUAUAUUGGUCUUUUGAAAUAAUCAGCCUAAUAAUCAGUAAUAGCCUGAGUGAUUUUAAAUAUGUUUAUUGAGCAUGUUUAGGGAUGACCCCUAACCUCCACAUAUGUGUCCUUAAGAUCAAGGAAGAGGAGAGGGUGGUGGUGUGGAACAUCUCAGAUACAUCUGCAUCGCCAGCUACCAUAAAAACCAACAGGGUGGCUGCUAUAUCAGGUAGCGAUUCAGUGUCCACACUGACGUUGUUUGAGGACUUUUGGAGUAAAGUGCAGGAGGGAACCUCUUAUGUAAUCCGGGGGUAUGGCCUCCUCGGAGAAACCCCUCCGUACCACAUUAGACUCACCAGACAGACCCAGUUUUUCAGAGGGUCUAAAAUCACAGUCAGCUCUGACCUGAAGGAUGAGGCAGAGAGGGUCCUCAACCCUCCCUCCCAGGUGGUAGACGUGUGGGAGUCAACACAGAAAGGGGGCCUCCUGACUGUUGCUGGGGUGGUGGUGGAGUGUUCGCCUGUAAAGAAAAUCCGGUCUGGGAGAGAGCAUGUUCCUGUGAGAAACAUCAGAAUUAAGCAGGACGAGUUUACAGUGCGAGUCUGCUUAUGGAGGGAGGUCUCCAUCACGGAUGUUUCACUGGGAGACGUGGUCACCAUCUCCCACUUGAAGGCAGAAACAACAAUGUAUGGAAGACAGCUGACCACUGAACCACUGAACGUAGAUUUGAUAUUGGAGGGAAAAACAGUACAGCAAAUCAAAUUAUCCAGUCAAUAAAUGUGUUCUCCUUUUUAUCAAAUGUUUUUUUGUUUAUAUAGCGUUUCUAACAUGUUCUCCUGUUGAUAUUUGUGUUUCUGUAAAUCUUUUAGUUCUUACACCAUUUGACUGAUUUAUAAAAUGUAUUCAGCCAUACAAAAAAAACAAAACUUUUUUGAAGUUCUACAUUUUUUACACAUCUUUUGUGUGUUGAAAUUCAAAUUAAAUUUGUGAAUGUAUUGCGUGUUCAAAUUCAAAUUAAACUGUUUUGAAAAAUCUUUGACCUCUUUUUGUCACAUCAUCCAUCAAUUCCUAAAGGUAAUUCAAAGAGCGUUAUGACAGUUUCUGUGUUCAACCCAUUAAUUACAACAAUGAUGAAAGGUGAAGGGGAAAGGUGCCCGAAAUGAAGGCGGUCAGUG